Messenger RNA from Trichosurus vulpecula (common brushtail), 1747 nucleotides. RefSeq names its product nmrA-like family domain-containing protein 1. Lineage: Eukaryota; Metazoa; Chordata; Mammalia; Diprotodontia; Phalangeridae. The record is from RefSeq and is a predicted model, not a curated record. The transcript has 5 exons. The coding region runs from base 71 to 970 and encodes 299 amino acids.
AGUGUGGUGCUGAAGCUGGGUAAGGGAAAAGCUCUCAGACUGUCCUUCUGCUGAUACUACGCUCAGGAACAUGGCCAGCAAGAAAGUCAUUGUGGUGUUUGGGGCGACAGGUCGUCAGGGUGGUUCUGUUGCCAGAGCCAUUUUGGGGAGCAAAGACUUUUCUGUAAGAGCAUUGACUCGGGAUGUGACCAGACCUGCUGCCCUGGCCCUACGAGACCUGGGAGCUGAAGUGGUGAAGUGUAACCUGAAUGACCAAGAGUCUGUGAAGGAAGCAUUAAAAGGAGCCUAUGGUGCCUUCCUGGUGACCACCUACUGGGAAGACUUUAACAAGGAGAAGGAAGUGCAGCAGGGGAAAAUAGUAGCUGAUGCCAGUAAACAGCUGGGCUUGAAGCACGUGGUGUACAGCGGCCUGGAGAACGUCAAGAAGUUGACCAGCGGGAAACUGGAGGUGCCGCACUUUGAUGGGAAAGGAGAAGUGGAAGAAUACUUCUGGAACCUUGGAGUGCCCAUGACCAGCGUCAGGAUACCCGCCUACUUCGAAAACUUUCUGAACUUCUUUAAGCCUGUGAAGGCUUCUGAUGGCAACUACUACAAUUUGUCGCUGCCUAUGAAGGACAUCCCCAUGGAUGGCAUCUCUGUUGCUGACAUCGGACCAGCGGUCGCCAGCAUCCUCCGGUCCCCAGAUGAGUUUGUGGGCAAGGCCGUGGGUCUCAGUGCAGAAGCUCUGACGAUUCAGCAGUAUGCUGACAUCCUCUCCAAGACCUUGGGGAAAGUGGUUAAAGACUCCAAGAUUACUCCCGAAGCUUUUGAGAAGCUGGGAUUUCCUGGAGCCAAGGAAAUAGCUGACAUGAUGCGUUUCUAUCACACGAAGCCGGACAGAGAUGUGAAGCUCACUCACAGGCUGAACCCCAACGUCAAGAGUUUCUCUCAGUUUAUCUUGGAGAACAAAGAGGCCUUCAAGGACCUGUAGGAAGCACUCAAGCUCACUCUCUGGCCAGUAGUUUGACAACUUCCUCCAUGACAACGUGGUGCCGUGGUCAGAGUGCUGCAUUUGUAGGGAGAUCUGGGUUCAAAUUUUGGCUUUGCCACUUACAACCUCUGUGACCUUAGGCAGUUACUUGCCCUCUCUGGGCCUCAGUUUCCCCAUCUGUAAAAAGAGGGGGUUGGACUAGAAGGUCCUUUCCAGCUCUAAAUUGUAUCAUGAUCCUCUUAUAGGAGAGAUGGGCAAAGAUUUGAAAUGACUCAAACCAAUCCAGUGGAAAGUGAUUUGUUUACAUUAUGAAAAGAUUCUUAGAAGCCUCCUCACCAAUGGUGAAUAUUGUUAUAAUUUACAUAUAUUUACCCAAUUUACCCAGGGGCAGCGGGGCAUGAUGGAUAAAGGGCUAGAUUUGCCAUUGGAGCAUCAUCAAUUUAGACUUGGAAGGGGAUUUAGAGGUCACCUAAUCUGAGGCCCAGAGAUGGGGAGUGACUGGUCCAAGGUCAUACAGAUAAUAAGUAGCAGAGCUGGGACCUGAACCCAGCUGUGACUCCAAAUCAGGCACUUUCCACUGUGCCAUGUCAGGAGGGCUCAAGUUCAAAUCCUGCCCCUGAGAUCACAAGUAGCUUUACCUUUUUGAGCAUCAGUUUACUUAUCUGUAAAAUGGAAAUGAUUAUACUUGUAGUUCCUCACAGUGUUGCUGUGAGGCUUGGAUGAACUUCAUGUCUUUAAAGUUCUUUACAAACAUUAAAAUUCUUUAUAAACAUGAAA